AUGGUGCGCGCUGACGUCAUCCAGCCGCUGCCGGGGCUCGGCACGGCCAAUGACGUGGCGCUCGCUGAGAAGGCGGCGCUGCUGUCGCUGGCAGCGGCGCUGGGCGGGCACCCAGCGUUCCGGUGGGCGGGGUGGGGGAACCAGUCGCAGGGGCUGUCGUACGAGCACAGCAAGCCGUGCGUGCAGUUCUGGGAGUUCCUCUCCUGCGACUCGCACGGCCGCGUUUCCAGCAUAAACAUUGCCAAUCCCACUCUAGCUGUCAUCAAUGCAUCGUGGGCCAAUCAGAAGACGCCAGGUGGCUUAAAGGGGUCGAUCCCCUGGGACUCCCUGACGGUGCUGGAGCACCUGCAGGCCGUUGAUCUGUCGGGCAACUCCAUCUCUGGCCCUCCGUUCACUGCUGCCAUCUCCAAGUUCACUGCGCUGAGAGACAUCUGUCCCGCAAUGGCCUGGAUGCGCCUGUGGUGGGCGAAGUCUCUGCGCUCCUCAACCUGCAGAAACUGCGUGUCCGCCGUGACAGCCCUGGAGAUUCUCUCCCUCGCCUCCAACCAGCUUGCUGACUCGUUUCCUGCAGGGCUCUCCGCACUCACUGCCCUCAAAAACCUCGAGGUGGGCAGCAACACCUUCAGCGGCCCCCUGCCUGACAGCUGGAGCGCUCUCUCCAACCUGCACCUGCUCGACCUGGCCAACGCGGGGGUGCGCACCCCGCCACCGGACUCAUGGGCAGCGCUCUCAUCACUGGAGAUCAUCUCCCUGCAGAACAACAACCUCACCGCGCCCUUCCCCACCUUCCUGCUGCAACUACCCAACAUCUCUGAUAUCAUGCUAUUCAACAACAGCCUAUAUGAUAGUCUGCCUGUCACCCUUUGGAAUCCCACCAAGCUGACCUUCAUCAUCACAUACCACCACCACCAGCAUCACAUACCACCACCACCAGCAUCACAUACCACCAUCAUCGCAUCACGUACCACCAUUAUCGCAUCACGUACCACACCCACCGCAUCACAUACCACCAUUAUCGCAUCACAUACCACCACAAUCGCAUCACAUACCAUCACCAUCGCAUCACAUACCACACCCAUCGCAUCACAUCCCACACCCAUCGCAUCACAUACCACACCCAUCGCAUCACAUACCACACCCAUCGCAUCACAUACCACACCCAUCGCAUCACAUCCCACACUCAUCGCAUCACAUACCACACCCAUCGCAUCACAUCCAACACUCAUCGCAUCACAUACCACACCCAUCGCAUCACAUACCAUCACCAUCGCAUCACGUACCACACUCAUCGCAUCACAUACCACACCCAUCGCAUCACAUACCAUCACCAUCGCAUCACAUACCACACCCAUCGCAUCACAUCCCACACCCAUCGCAUCACAUACCACCACCAUCGCAUCACAUGCCCACCAUCGCAUCACAUACCAUCACCAUCGCAUCACAUACCAUCACCAUCGCAUCCCAUACCACCACCAUCGCCCCAUCUCCAUCCAUCCCUGCCCCUUGUCCUCACCGCCCACCCAUCUUCCACAACCCCCCUGCCCCUGCCCCUCCUCCAGUGACGUCUCCUCCAACUACCUGAACGGGUCGGCUCCUCAGCUUCUUGCAGAGGUCACUCUUGAGUCGACUCAAAAGCCACUUGUUCCUAUCCCCCUCCCCCGCACCCGCCCCACCAGUGACGUGUCAUCCAACUACCUGAACGGGUCUGUCGCUCAGCCCCCUACUGGCCGCUCUGUUGAGUUCAGGUACUGCAUGCUGCCUUACCGCCCACAUUCACGUGCACUUCUCCUUCCGGUGCACUUCUCCUUCCGGUGCACUUCUCCUUCCGGUGCACUUCUCCUUCCGGUGCACUUCUCCUUCCGGUGCACUUCUCCUUCCGGUGCACUUCUCCUUCCGGUGCACUUCUCCUUCCGGUGCACUUCUCCUUCCGGUGCACUUCUCCUUCCGGUGCACUUCUCCUUCCGGUGCACUUCUCCUUCCGGUGCACUUCUCCUUCCGGUGCACUUCUCCUUCCGGUGCACUUCUCCUUCCGGUGCACUUCUCCUUCCGGUGCACUUCUCCUUCCGGUGCACUUCUCCUUCGCGUGCACUUCUCCUUCCGGUGCACUUCUCCUUCCGGUGCACUUCUCCUUCCGGUGCACUUCUCCUUCCGGUGCACUUCUCCUUCCGGUGCACUUCUCCUUCCGGUGCACUUCUCCUUCGCGUGCACUUCUCCUUCCGGUGCACUUCUCCUUCCGGUGCACUUCUCCUUCCGGUGCACUUCUCCUUCCGGUGCACUUCUCCUUCGCGUGCACUUCUCCUUCCGGUGCACUUCUCCUUCCGGUGCACUUCUCCUUCCGGUGCACUUCUCCUUCCGGUGCACUUCUCCUUCCGGUGCACUUCUCCUUCCGGUGCACUUCUCCUUCGCGUGCACUUCUCCUUCGCGUGCACUUCUCCUUCCGGUGCACUUCUCCUUCCGGUGCACUUCUCCUUCCGGUGCACUUCUCCUUCCGGUGCACUUCUCCUUCCGGUGCACUUCUCCUUCCGGUGCACUUCUCCUUCGCGUGCACUUCUCCUUCCGGUGCACUUCUCCUUCCGGUGCACUUCUCCUUCGCGUGCACUUCUCCUUCCGGUGCACUUCUCCUUCCGGUGCACUUCUCCUUCAGGUGCACUUCUCCUUCGCGUGCACUUCUCCUUCGCGUGCACUUCUCCUUCGCGUGCACUUCUCCUUCGCGUGCACUUCUCCUUCGCGUGCACUUCUCCUUCGCGUGCACUUCUCCUUCGCGUGCACUUCUCCUUCGCGUGCACUUCUCCUUCGCGUGCACUUCUCCUUCGCGUGCACUUCUCCUUCGCGUGCACUUCUCCUUCGCGUGCACUUCUCCUUCGCGUGCACUUCUCCUUCGCGUGCACUUCUCCUUCGCGUGCACUUCUCCUUCGCGUGCACUUCUCCUUCGCGUGCACUUCUCCUUCGCGUGCACUUCUCCUUCGCGUGCACUUCUCCUUCGCGUGCACUUCUCCUUCGCGUGCACUUCUCCUUCGCGUGCACUUCUCCUUCGCGUGCACUUCUCCUUCGCGUGCACUUCUCCUUCAGGUGCACUUCUCCUUCGCGUGCACUUCUCCUUCAGGUGCACUUCUCCUUCGCGUGCACUUCUCCUUCACCUUCGGGUGCACUUCUCCUUCGGGUGCACUUCUCCUUCGGGUGCACUUCUCCUUCAGGUGCACUUCUCCUUCAGGUGCACUUCUCCUUCAGGUGCACUUUUUGAGGAGAAAUGCUUCAGGUGCUGUGAAAUCUUUCUGA
This is a messenger RNA of Closterium sp. Yama58-4, 3276 nucleotides long. NCBI's taxonomy places the organism in Eukaryota, Viridiplantae, Streptophyta, Zygnematophyceae, Desmidiales, Closteriaceae. The record is from the annotation of a GenBank genome assembly.